Messenger RNA from Mya arenaria, 4025 nucleotides. RefSeq names its product AKT-interacting protein-like. Bases 417 to 1472 code for a protein of 351 amino acids. The record is from RefSeq and is a predicted model, not a curated record. The transcript has 10 exons. Lineage: Eukaryota; Metazoa; Mollusca; Bivalvia; Myida; Myidae.
GUUGAAUUCUACUAAAAUAUACUGGAAGAGCGUGUUUAUGAAAUAUUGAUGCUCAAAUUGAUCAUUUAAGAUAUUGUGAUAAUGUAAAUUGUCUGAAGUAUGUCUGAAUUGACUUUUGUUGAUGGAGUAUUAUUUCUUUCAUUUGUGUUAUUUUUGUUGCUGGCAAAGUUGGCCUGGUAUUUAUUCAAAGCUAGCCAGCCUAACAUAGAUAAUAAAAUGGAAUAGAGGGACACAGUUGACUCAGACCAGAGUUAAAAAAUGUGGAUACAUGUAUAAAAUACAUAUACUUUUUAAUAAUGAAAAUGAUGCAACAGUUCAUCAGAAUUGAUAGUUUAUUUUUAUUACAAAUUUGAAAUUUCUGUUAAGGAUUUUUUUUCUAUAAAACUUGAGCAAAACAUGAAACCCUCAAGACUACGAUGGAAGAUUUUCCUCAAGCUCUGAUAAGUGUGUUAAAUGGAAUGUUGAAAGAUGGCCACAGUUUGACGUGGCGAGUUCAUGGAAUAAAGGAUAAAGUGGUCAUGAACCUGAUGUGGAUAAAUUCUUCUGCAUCUCAGGGUGGGGGAGGGGGUUCAGAUAAGCAAGACACAGCCUCGUCAUGUAGUGCUGAACACUUGCCUCAUACAUCGUGUGACCAACUAGUAACCACCAGGCCACCAUCGUCCACCCUAGGGGGACCUUCUAGACCUCUCAUAGACACCCCACACAGCCAAACACCAGAGUUAGAGCCUGGGGCAUCAGGUUCUGUGCCAGCAGCGGGAAGGGCAAGUCGUGAAGGGAGGAAACUUCUGCCAGCAAUUCCAGACGCAGAGACAGAAGCAGAGAUGUCAGCUAGUGUCAACACAAAGAUCAUCGCUGGUGGAAGCGGCGAGGGCCAGAUCAAGCUGGAGUAUACACUUAUGAACGAGUAUAACAUGCUGCACAAGCAAAAGCUGCCAGGCAUUUAUGUGAUACCCUCAGCCCUCUCCCCCCUCAUCUGGAAUGCUGUGAUAUUUAUCCGUCAAGGGCUGUACCAGGGCGCUGUGUUCAGAUUCAACCUCAACAUUCCUGAAGCCUACCCCAAUGCUGAGUGCCCUCGAGUGUUCUUUGAGUUCCCCGUCUUUCAUCCAGUCGUGGACCCAAAAACUGGCGAGUUGGAUGUGAAGCGAGAGUUUAAGAAGUGGAGACGGAAUACCCACUUCCUGUGGCAGGUGUUGAUGUAUGUGCGGCGCAUCUUCUUCAAGAUUGAUUCAAAGACUCCCUCCAAUGUCGAGGCAGCUGAACUAUAUGAGCACAACAUUGAGGAAUAUCGUAAAAAGGUGGAGUGUACCAUACAGCAGAGCAAAGAGGUCCUGCAUAACCCCACAGAGUCACGAGAUGAUCACAUGAUCAGGUUCUCCCCCUGGCAGCCAGGUGUUCACGACGAAGCCAAGUCAGAUAUGCUCACACGCAAGGUAAAGUCAACACCGAAGCAAGUGGCAGAAAAACCGAAGUGACCUUGAGACAGAGCCCCACAAAAAGAACGGGCUCUCCUGGAUGAACCCAGGCUCAACACAGAUCUUCUCACGGGACGAUUCAUCUUCCUCAUCAACCUAGCAUACACCCAACUGAGCCAAAAUGCCAAACGCAACUGAAACGCCCGGAUAGGCCCGGAGUGAUAGGGUUUAGGCUUAUGUGUUAUGCUAGCAUUACAAGUACAUACAUGGGUCACCAGUGUUGAUACUGGUGACUAAUAUGUCAAAGAACUUUAGGUUAAUACCAUGACAUGUUGCCUUAAACUUAUUCCCUGUAAGGGAUAGAGUAAUUAUUCCCUGACCUCCAAAGUGUGUGGCUUGUGAAAAAUCAUUGUUCCAUAUUUAUUCCAUUGCUCCGUGGUGAGGUUAGUGAAACUAGUGUAAUCUGUGUGUUGACCAGAUAUAUCCAGGAUUUCAAGGGGAUGAUUGUGAUUGCCCUGUCCACUGACAAACACUUAAAUGCAUGUGGAUUAACUUUUGGGAAAUGUAUGGACCCUAUUGAGAAAUGUGCUGAAUGUGAGGACUGGGCUCUGGUGUCAGAAAAACUUUUGGGAAUGUAUGGACCCUAUUGAGAAAUGUGCUGAAUGUGAGGGCCUGGCUCUGGUGUCAGAUAUCAAACUGGAUGUUUUGCUUGAACCAAGACAGAUAUGUCUUGCAGCAUUGUGCUAUUUAUAGUUACUAUAGUGAAUCAUGUUGCAGUGAAAAUAUAAUGUUCAUUCAUUGAAGUAAUUGGAUUGAUUAAAAAGUUAGAAGAGAAAUUUAUAAACAAAAUAUAAUAUGUUCAAUUACAUUAAAGCUGCACUCUCACAGAUUUACCGUUUUGACAUUUUUUGUCUUGAAAUGAGCCAAUUCUUGCGUAGAUAUCAGCAAACCAGUGAGACUGCUGACAAAAAUCAAAUCGCAGAUUACUAACGGUUAAAGAAAAAUGUAUAAAACAUCAAUUUUUGUACUAAUAUAAAAAUCUGUGAACUGAUUUUUUUGUCACCAGUCUUAUAUUACUGGUUUCAUGCAUUUUAUCGUAAAUAAGCUCGUUCCAAGACAACAACAAAUAAAAAAAGUUGUCAAAACGUUCAAUCUGUGAGGGUGCAGCUGUAAGGUUUAAUUGCGAAUCUUUUUUAAACAUUCAAGUUCUCUAGUUAUAAAACAAAGGGAGAUAUAAGACAUGGUUGCCAAAUAUUGCCUUUAUCUCCUUUUUGUUUGUGCCAUUAGUUGCUGCGAAGUUUUUUAAAGGCUUACCAUAUGUUAACAAAAACUGCAUUGUGUUGGUAAUUAAUGGAAUUAUGUAUUUCGAAGAAUCCACAUUUGGUUGAAUCAGUAUUUACAUGAAUAAUGAGCAAUGAAACUGUAAAAUAACAAAAAAUAAAUAAUAUCUAAUUGUAAUUUCAAAUAUUAUAGAGAACAAAUCUAAUAGUAUAAAUUCUACAUAAUGGAAUAGAGACCCUAUUCUCUUGUGGAUAUUUUAAUAAACAACAUAUAAACUGAUGCUUAUAAUAGCAUUUCUUUUUUCAUUUGAAGCAGUUGGUAUUUUAAAUAUAUUAAUGAUAGAAUAGUAUGCACACUUUUGGGGUAAAAAAUGAUAAAUCUUGUCCUUGAGGCUGUGUUUUGAACAUUUUUUCUCAAGCAACCUAUUACAAUUAUGCAGAGAUUACUAUAUCAUUUGUAGUCCUUCGUUAGUUAGUAUACAUAAAUUAUUUAAAAUUUUGAUUGGCGUUUGUGGAGAUUUCGGUAUAAUGGUGACGUAAACAAGACCUUAUAUUCUAGUAAAACAGUGUGUGUAAAGAAUAAGGUGGCAUUAAGUUAUAAAAAUAAGAGCGAAAAAUGUAAAAUUUUAUGUAAACAAAAUCUGUGAAAAGGAUGACUCAUGGACCAUAAUUGAAACUAAAUGUGUACAUUAUAUGGCAAUGUGUAGUUUGUUUACGAAGUUGAAUACAACGAAAUCCACAUAAUUAUUUUGAAGUUGUUUUUUUUAAAUCUGAUAAAGUUAUAAUUUUAAAUCUAUUUAAUCGUUUCCCUUUUAUAUUAUUUAGAAAUUGGCAACUGUAACUUGAUUAAAAGAAUCAGAUUUAAUUUAAUGAAAAUGUAACACUAAAUACCUGCGUUUGGUGUUUAUCAAAAAAAUAAUGCAAUGACUUAUGCUAGAAUAUAGAAAAAAUAAUAAUGGUAUGCAUUUGUAAAAUCAUAUGAUAUGAUUUAUUUUCCCUUAUCUAAUUAAUGGAAAUUUUUCAAUUUCAUUUGUAAUCCAACGAUUGAAUUUACUUGUUGUGAAUUAUAAUAUGACGUUGUAUGAUGAUGACUUUGUUCUGUGCAAUAUUUAAACACUGUAUGAAUUGUUUCCUGUUAUUGAUAUUGAUAAUUCCAUUCUGCAUGCCCUGGUAUUUUGGUACAUGUGUUAACUAUACAUGAAGCUCAAGUAACAGUAAAUGUAACGCAUGGAGAAAUAUUUGUGACAUGAACAUAACAUAUAUGUUGCUUUGUGUAUUUGACAGACAUUUCUGUGUCAAUUAAUUAUGCAAAAAAUGAAUUACCACAAUGUGA